Messenger RNA from Penicillium concentricum, 228 nucleotides. RefSeq lists its product as uncharacterized. The transcript has a single exon. Bases 1 to 228 code for a protein of 75 amino acids. NCBI's taxonomy places the organism in Eukaryota, Fungi, Ascomycota, Eurotiomycetes, Eurotiales, Aspergillaceae. The record is from RefSeq and is a predicted model, not a curated record.
AUGCCUGCCUUUCGCGAGCCUGAUACAUUUCACUUUGCCGAUAAGCACAUUCUCACUGCCUGGCGUCGAUACUGGGAUGUUAAGCGGCGCCCCCUCAUCGAUAUUCUAGAUCUGACCGAAGAUGCUACGGAUGUAAUGCCACGUCGGAGGUCAUCUGCCGUCGACCCUUUCGGGGUUUCGGGGGAACUGAGCGCGGUCAGCACAGGGAGCAGUGAGAUCAAGCCGUGA